AUUGUUUAAGUGUACUGUUUUCCAAUGGCAGCUCUUGCGCUAAUAGUAUGAAUUGAUCUCAAGAAUGGAUUACUCCAAACUUAGUAGCUAUCGACACGCCGAUCCUUUAAAAGUACGUCAAGUUUGGGAUGCUUUCGGUGUACUUAAAUCCAACCGACUAGCAGUACCAGCAGACAAAAUUAGCAAAAUUCUUCGCAAGACAUUAAAUCUCAAAGACGACCAGAUAAGGUUACUCCUUGAUGAAAUUGAAGGUGAUGGAUUAAUUGAAAAAAUAGAGCCUCCGUUCGGUAAAAAUGGUAUGGUUCGUUACCAGCUUCCUGACUUUUCGAAACAGCAUCCUAGAGGCAAACAUGAUUGGUAUUGCUUUCAGUGUCAUAGACCGGGUGAAGUUUUACGCUGUCUCGAUUGUUUCCGUGUAUAUCAUUCUGAUUGUGUUCAAGAAGCAUCUGGUCCUAAUAGUCCAUCAAGAAAGUCUAUGCGUUCACCGACUCUUCAUGAUGGACAGGAAGAUAAUUUUACUUGUCCUGUAUGCGAAUCUCGACCAAAAUGUGAAUUCUCCCGCAAACAGAUAAGGAAGCUAUUGGAAUUUGCAACCCAUCAAUUGAGGAAGCAGCCAUUGUGGAAAACAUUUAUUCAAGUUGGUUAUAAAGGUGAAAUAACAAAAAAUGAGUACCUUGUGUAUAAGUACACUGAUCUAGAGUUAUUGCAACGCAAGAUAAAAGAUGGUCGGUAUGCCGCUCUAGAGGAAUUUUCUAUGGAUGUACAAUUGCUUGUUCAUGAUGUCUGCAUUCUUCAUGGCCCUUAUAGUAAUCAGGCCGAUGAGAUACGAUUUUUCUUUCGAUCUGUUAAUGCAGAAUUAAAUGAAAUUCAACUGUGUACUGACUGUUAUAUCAAUGCUAAGGCUCGUGUUACAGACUGGAUCAGUAAACCCUGCAAACCACGUCAUGAACUGAUAUGGGCACGCAAUCGCACAUCAGCAGGCGCUGGCCUGUUUAACGAUACUUCAGUCUCUCAGUUCUAUUGGCCUGCAAAAGUUUUGUUGGAGCGCGAUGAUGGAUAUGAGCUAAUACGUAAUCGCUACUAAUAGCUUAGGGAACAGUGCUUAAUAAUUACAAGCUAGACCGAUACUUGAACUUACGUUACGUUUCAUUAGAAUGUGGUUAAGGUUAGAUUCCUGACUAGUUUAUUUAUCUUCUAUAUAAUACACGUUGCUUGACCUAGCACAUGUAUUCGAAGUUUCUAUGAAAUAAAUCGACCUUUAUCUGUUUCAAGAAAUUUACUUUCAGAAUAUGCAUGCUCAACAAAUAAGUAUACAUAGUGAUAUUUCAGUCCCAUGUAACAACACCAUGGCUUAGACAAUUUGAGUUUAUUUGAUGCAUAAUUUGUUGUUUUCAGGUGAGUCACUCUAUUUGUGGAUACACAAAGUUGAUUUUGUUAAUCAUUUUAUUUUACAAUUGUACAGUAGCAAAUCUCAAAGUUGUCUUUAGUUUUGGGGCUCUUUAAGUUAGGUUUAUUCACUUCGGACUGGUAUAGUGAAUUUUGGAUUUAAUUUUAUAAAUUUUAUCGUUUUGUUUUUUAAUGUGCGUUCUAGAUACGCUUCUUUGGAGGCUCCCAUGAGCGGAUGUUCGUAAAGAAAGCCCAUACUCGUGCUUUUCACCUCCCAGCUGAUGAAGUUGGUGUACUUCGACGUUCAAACGCGACGGGUGUGAUCUCAGGUGGAGGAUUUGAACGAGCUUGGAAUGAAGUUAGUAAAUUACAAGCUAACAUCGAUAGUGGAUAUUACACGCAUUCUUCUGGUGAAAGCGAUCUUCCGCCAUCUGAUGAUGAUUACUCAGAUGAAAUGUAUCUUGGUCCGCGGCGUAAAACCCUCAUCCAGAACCAACGUUCACAUCGUGCAGAUAGUCCUAGAUCGUCUCUUACUUCUGGCAAUACCAAGGCUAAUAAGAGAAGGCGUCACACUUCUUCAAGCAGUCAUCAAACAACUACUAGUGAUACUCCUACUGGUGGCUCACCCGCUCGUGAUGCCUCACCAUGUACUCAUGGUGGCAAGCACUUCAGAACUCAUGGUCUUUUGCUUAAUUCGCACACCGAUCCUACUGACAAAAGAUUGGCGAGUAAUCGUCUUCCAAUGCCGGUUGUUCAACCCGGUACUCCAGGCGCUGCAGCUAUAUCCGCUUUAGCAGAGACAAAAGCAGCUAUGGCAGCUGCAGUUGGGUCUGGUCGCAGGCCCGCUGGAUCAUUUACUGCUGACCUCUUAUCUUUAACCCGUCGUAAUCAUGAUAAACCCUAUCGAAAACAAUCAAAAGAAAAUCAUCCAAACGUUCCUAUUCGUGGUCAACGGGGUCGAGGGAGACCCCCUCUUCGAGAUAGCAAAGGAAGACCUAUUCGGCGGCGCAAAUAUCGAAGUUCGUCCUCAUCACCCCAUUCUUCAGAUAGCCCAUCUUCGUCUGUUUCAUCAGGUUCUUUGUCAGAAGUAGAUGUUCCUCGCACCGCAAAUAAUGGUUCUCAAAACAACUGGUGUUCCAAUUCCUCUACUGAUUGGAAAGUUAAUAAGACUGAAAUGCCACGUCGUGGACGUCCGCCUAAAUCUAGAGGUCGUGUAAAAGCUGUUAAUGAUGUUGCCCGUUCAAGUUGGUGUUCACCGAGAGCUGAAAGUUCAGAUGCUGAAGGCAAUUCGGAAUUGUGGACGAAAUUGGGUUCUUCAAGUGUUAUAAAACCUAGUCCAUCUCGAGGACGACCGAAGUUAGCUGCCUCAAAUAACUCUCUUAAUCGUAUUGAAGAUGCUAAAAGAAAACGGUUAACGAUUCCAAGUAAAAAUCCGAUCCAAGAUACAGAGAAUUCCGGUAGUAAACGUUCUAAAAGGUAUUCCAAACAAAUGGAUAGUUUUGGUAAUGUUCGAGAUGAAGAUGAUGAGCUCACUGACCGAUGUGAUUCUCCCAUUGGAAACGACAGUCAGAAUUUGAGGCACUCAAAUAACUAUCGUUGGCAUUCGCAUCAUUCAUCAAGUGUUUACAACGCAUCGGGCACACCUGUUUCUUCAGUGAGAAAAUCUGGAAUUAACGAUUCGAGUAUCCAUAAAACAUCACCAUCUAAGAAGGCGUCUACUGCUAAACAGCGUUCUUCUCAUUCUAGCAAUUAUAGUACAUGCUCUUCGCCCUCUUCUUCUGAUAUGGAUGACAACGAUGAGAGUGGACGCAGACAUCGUAAUAUUGUCAAGGUUGACGAUGAAGAUGAUGACCGUAGAUUCCGUAGUCCAACUCGCAGUGGUUCAAGCAACAAGGAUAGAACUUCUGGAGCAAGCAGUACAAUGUUACGUCGACCACCAUUCGCUCCCCCUUUGAAUACAUCUGGAUCCAUUAGUAAUUCGAUCACCGCUAAUGAUCGGAACAGUUUAUCUACUGCUACAAACUUAUUUUCUCAUACUGGUCAAAAUCUUUUUUCUCCAUGCAAUGAUUCAGUUGUUACGAUGAAUUCUUCAGUGAAUUCAGGAACUUCAUCCACUAAUAACAGACUAAGUGGUUCCAUUCAUCCUACUACAUCUAAUGCUAAUCUUUCUUCACAUUUUAUAUCUUCAGGUGCCUUGUCUAGCAAUUCAAAUAAUGUUGUUACUACUCCCGGAAUGUCUACUCUUCCACGUUCACACUUGCCGCCAAAUAAACGUGCUGCUGCUGCAGCUACAGCAGCAGCUCUAAACAGAGACUCAGUAGGAGGAGGAGGAAAUGAUGUUUCAAAUGAAACUAAUCAACGUCAAGCUUCAGUAAAAAGUCCUGAAAUUUCUGUGACAUCCUCUCCAAGAAAACAACUUCAUAAAGGAAUUCAGACCCCAGCCAGUAUGGAAAUGCCAACAUCGUCUCAACAACCAUGUUCACAGUGUAAGGAACGUGAAGCUGAACGGUUGAUUGCAGCUAAUGAUACUAAAAGAGCUUUGCGAGAACUUGAAGAGAAACUUAUAGCUCAAUUUAAAGAAGAGAAAGCUGCCGCUUUACAUUCAGCUCUUGAACAAGCUCAAGCUAGUGCUCGUGAGGCUAUUGAACAUGAACGUAAAUUAGCUCAUGAUACUUUGGAAGCUGCUGAGGCAAGAUUUGCAGAAGUUAUUGUUCAAACUAAACGUCGACAAUGGUGUCGUAAUUGUCUUAUGGAGGCUAUCUAUCAUUGUUGUUGGAAUACUUCCUACUGUAGUACACAAUGCCAACAGGAGCAUUGGCAAAAAGAACAUAAACGUCAGUGUCGUAGAAAACGAUGACUUUCAAUCAUAUGCAUACCUUAUAUAUAUAUAUAUAUAUAUCAAUCUUGUAUAUAAUCUUGUUAUUUUGUCUAUUCCACAUACAUGUACAUUACUUUUGCCUUUGUUAUAAUUAUAAUCGCUGAUUAUGCCACGUCAAUAUUCAUGGUUUUUUUCGAUUUCUGUUUAUUUGUUAUUCACAAUCAUGGACAUAGUCAAUCUCUUUACUACAUCUUCAAGAAAGAAAAGCAUUUCAGUAACUUUUUCACUUCAAAUCUUUUUUGUUUCUCAGUGUGUUUGUGUGUAUGUAUAGGCAGCUGUUCAUUUCUGAUUAUCUUUCCUUAUUAUAUACAAAUUAAUUAAAUCGUAAAUAAUUCAGCUUACAAUGCAUAACCACUAUUAAUACUCGUUUGUGUUUAUGUAUGAUGUAUUUUUCAGUUUAAUUUCCUUCUUCUAAUUUAUGUUUAUCUAAAAUUGUAGUAGUCCAAUUGUGACUGCUUUUUUUAUUCUUGUAUUAUAGUCGU
Molecule: messenger RNA, 4746 nt
Organism: Schistosoma rodhaini
Lineage: Eukaryota; Metazoa; Platyhelminthes; Trematoda; Strigeidida; Schistosomatidae
Source: the annotation of a GenBank genome assembly